This is a messenger RNA of Hyaloperonospora brassicae, 945 nucleotides long. NCBI's taxonomy places the organism in Eukaryota, Oomycota, Peronosporomycetes, Peronosporales, Peronosporaceae. The record is from the annotation of a GenBank genome assembly.
AUGUCUGCGUCUGCUGUCGCCGCCGCUCCACCCGCUGCCUCCGUUACCGCGUCCAGCACCAGCAUCAGCAUAUCAGACGACGAGAGACUAUUUACCUCCGGUUCCAGCGCCAACUCUAGCUCAGACGGGCCUCCACCCGUUCCGUAUGCCAAGGGUGGCUGCCCACGCGCGGUGCAGCGUCGUUUUCGGCGCGUGCGGCACUGUCUCACGCACGUGUCGAUCACGUUUCCCGUGAGGCGAGCGGCCAGCGGUCUUACGGUAAUUGCUGCAUUGCUCAUGGUGGGAAUCGUAGGCACCUUUGCGCUGCGCCAAAUGAUGAGCCCGGAGAUUGAGGCGCUCACGCAACAGCGAGAGAGACUUAAGCACGAUGUGACGGUCUUGCGACUGCAGGUGGAGAACAUGACUCGCAUUGCCGAGAGUCGCCUCGAGACGAUUCACUUGCUUGAGACGGAGCUCGAGCGGCAGCACGUGCAAGCGGCGGAAGCUGCAGCCAUUGCCACUCCUGGCACCAAGCACGGUGCCGAUUCGACUGUACCUUACAAUGACCUGAAGAAUGGCGAGUCCCAUCCGGGGAGAACGCUACCUACAAUUGUGUUUUCGCUGUUGCUAGGCUCGAUUGUGCUUGCAUCGGUGCUAUAUCGCAUCUUUUUCAUCAUCCGCGGCGAGAUUGUCUGGCAGCAAGCGUUCAGAAAGCGAAAGUAUGCUAACGGCAAUGUUGCCACUGAUCCCAUGAUGUCGAUGACCAUGGAGUCGCCUUUGGAUGGCAAGAGGAAUGGAAGAAGGACGCCUCCGCUGUCCCCGACGCGAAAUUUGGAUAUUGAUGAUCCGCAGACCAAUGGGCACCAAAAUGCUGUGUCUAAUCCGUCCGUCAGUCCCAAAGCAAAAAGUGAACUUUCGCCGCAGUGCUAUAAGCGCGCGCCAGGAUCGUCUCCUACAGUGGUCUAA